Molecule: messenger RNA, 1055 nt
Organism: Suillus discolor
Lineage: Eukaryota; Fungi; Basidiomycota; Agaricomycetes; Boletales; Suillaceae
Exons: 5
Coding region: 1-960 (319 amino acids)
Source: RefSeq, a predicted model, not a curated record
AUGACUGAAGCACUCCUCCUUCAUGAUGUUCACUCAUCCAACAACCCAAUCCCAGCUUCAGGUUCUGGGGGACUUGACAUGAGCGAAGCCACUCUUGCCAAAUUGUCCCGAGCACAGCUGCAAAAGGUAGCUAAGGCUCAUAAAGUAAGAGCGAACAUGAAGAGCGCGGCGAUAAUUAGAGAGUUAGUAAAACUCAGCAAGUUUGUUCCGCUGCUUCAAGACGAAGAGAGCGAAGGGCCCCCGAGAAAGAAGUCCCGAACGACGGAGGGUCCUCCUGCUGCUGGUCCCUCAAGACAGGUCAUAGACUUAGCUAUGGACACAAGUUUUGAUUACCCCAUCAUCCAGGAAGAUCCCCCCAAAUCCAUUCUGAUCCUAGCAGCCGUUACUCCGGUAAAAGCAGUCGGAAAUGCUUCUGGCAUAGCGCUUCAAAAUCUAGCGGGAAAGUCACCAAGCCUUUCACCGUUACUCGAAAGUCCCAAGGGGCACAUAGCUGUGGAUGAUAACUCCAGUGAUCCAGGUGGUUCCUACUUGUCCUACGAAAGUCCUAGUCAGCAGGGAUGUGACAAAUUCCCCGUCAGCCCACGUACAGGAAUGCCCCCUCCAGAAGAACCACACAUGCUCAACCGGGCUGUGCAAAUCAUGAGGCAGAUCACAGCCGACGAUCAACGUGUUCUUGCCCAAGCCACUGCUCUCCGCCGGAGAGCGGCGGGGCUGAAAGAACAGGCGAGGAAUGUCCGGGACGUUAUACGCGCUGAGCGGGGGCGCCGUGAGAGAUUAGAGGCAUACUUCACGUACUGGAGGGAGAUUGCGCCCAAAUGGCCAAAAGAUUGGAUAUACGAAGAAGGCGAGGAGGAUCAGAUCCGAACAGAGCGAGUAUUUAAGGCUAUGACACCAACGCUACCGUCAACAGGACCAACAGGCCCACCCACCUUGUCUUUCGACGGAAGAGACGCACCGUGAGUUUUCGCUCGCAGUUCGGUUUUCCACCGGGCCGAUGGUGACUAUCAGGGACUCGCAUCUCAUUGACAGGGGAAUGGGAUAGCUCCCCUUCCUGC